Molecule: messenger RNA, 549 nt
Organism: Cordyceps militaris CM01
Lineage: Eukaryota; Fungi; Ascomycota; Sordariomycetes; Hypocreales; Cordycipitaceae
Product: glycine-rich RNA-binding protein
Exons: 5
Coding region: 1-549 (182 amino acids)
Molecular function (GO): RNA binding
Source: RefSeq, a predicted model, not a curated record
AUGGCUAAGCUCUUUAUUGGUGGCCUCGCAUGGCACACCGAGGAGGCGACUCUGCGCCAAAAGUUUGAAGAGUUCGGCGCUGUCGAAGAAGCAGUCGUGGUCAAGGAUCGAGAUACUGGCCGAAGCCGCGGCUUUGGAUUUGUGCGAUACGGCCAGGAUGCGGAUGCCCAGAGUGCCAUCGCCGCCAUGAACAACGUCGAGUUUGACGGCCGAACGAUCAGAGUCGACAAGGCCUCGGACAACGGUCCCCGCGGUGGCGGAGGCUUUGGUGGACGUGGUGGCCACGGCGGCGGCUACGGGCGCGGCGGUGGCUAUGGAGCUCCUCCUCAGUAUGGCGGUCCUCCUCAGCAGGGCGGAUAUCCCAUGGGCCAGCAGAAUGUCUAUCCUCCUGUCGCCUACGGCCGCGGAUACCCUGUCCAGCAGCAGGGUUACGCGCAGCCUCCUCAAGGAUAUGGCGCUCCCCAGUAUGGCUACCCUGAUCCGGCCCUGCAGCAGCAGCAACAGCAGCCGCCGCCGCAGCAGCCUCCUCAGGGUGGGCAAGGCUAUUAG